This is a messenger RNA of Electrophorus electricus (electric eel), 3863 nucleotides long. It is a transcript of the gene zmiz1a, whose product is annotated as zinc finger, MIZ-type containing 1a. Lineage: Eukaryota; Metazoa; Chordata; Actinopteri; Gymnotiformes; Gymnotidae. Gene Ontology annotation, cellular component: chromatin. Gene Ontology annotation, molecular function: zinc ion binding; SUMO ligase activity. Gene Ontology annotation, biological process: protein sumoylation; regulation of transcription by RNA polymerase II. The record is from RefSeq and is a predicted model, not a curated record.
UUGAUUCAGGCAGUCACACUCUGGCGAAACGUUGUGCGCUUUUUUAGUGUUUGCAAAGUAUAAAGGAGAAAAUAAUACGCGACUUGAGUUUAGGAGGAUUUUUUUCAGCGGCGCGCUUUGGUUGGAUCUGAAAGUGCGGUGGAGCCCAGAGUAGAGCUGAGCAGGGAACGGGACCUUCCCCACGGACUAUAUGAAGGGAGGGGAGGGGGAGGGGGGGCUGCUUACAAGACAACAAGACUGCAGCGCAAACAGAUUAGCUCUAUGAUUGAUGAGGACAAAAGAGUGGAUUUGCUAAACACUAAACAAAGAAACCUACUGCAUCCUCUGAGAGAAGAACUUUAAUGGCUUCCAGGUAGAGAGAAAGAGACAGCAAUCAAGAUGAACUCUAUUCCUUCAAUGGACAGGCACAUACAGCAGACCAAUGACCGACUGCUGUGCAUCAAACAGCACUUACAGAACCCGGCCAAUUUUCAGACAGCGGCUACAGAGCUGCUCGACUGGUGUGGUGACCCGAGGGCCUUCCAGAGGCCCUUUGAGCAGAGCCUGAUGGGAUGUCUGACGGUUGUAAGCCGUGUCGCUGCUCAGCAAGGGUUCGACCUGGACCUGGGUUACCGGCUCCUGGCUGUGUGCGCUGCCAACCGGGACAAGUUCACCCCAAAAUCGGCAGAAACCAACACCUGCAGGAGAUGUCAAAGUGACUCAGCUCUACUGUCAUCGUGGUGUGAGGAGCUGGGCCGGCUGCUCCUGCUGCGGCACCAGAAGAAUCGGCAGAGUGAGCCCCAGGGCAAGGUGCCCAUGCAGGCGCCCAUGAACUCCAUGAAGCCAGCGCUCUCCCACAGUGAUGGGUCCUUUCCAUAUGACACUGUUCCCUGGCAACAAAAUACCAACCAGGCUCCCGGCUCAUUGUCAGUGGUGACAACGGUGUGGGGGGUUACCAAUACAUCACAAAGUCAGGUUUUGGGUAACCCCAUGGCCAACACCAACAACCCUAUGAACCCUGGAGGCAAUGGAAUAGGGUCGGGCAUAUCAGCCAGCAACCAAGGGAUCAACUCCCCUCAGUUCCCCGGACAACAACAGCAGUUUUCAGGCAAAGGGGGCUCCAACCAGGCCUACAUGCAGCAGGGCAUGUAUGGGCGAACAGGGCAUCCUGGAACUGCAGGUUUCAGUGGCAGUUACCCAGGUGGUCCGAAUGCUCCAGGUGGAAUAGGCAUGCCCCCCCACACCCGGCCGCCAUCGGACUUCACCCAGCCUGCCGCUGCAGCUGCUGCAGCUGCCGUCGCUGCCGCCGCCGCCACAGCAACGGCCACUGCCACGGCCACUGUAGCCGCGCUGCAGGAGACCAACAAGGACAUGAACCAGUACGGGCAGAUGUGCUCCUCAUUUCAGAUGGGACCCACGCAGGGCUAUAACAACCAGUUCAUGAAUCAGCCCGGACCCCGUGGCCCGCCUGCCAUGGCAGGCGGAAUGAACCCGGGCGGAAUGGGUGGGAGCAUAAACAGCUCCAACCUCAGCGGCCCACCCAUGGGCUUGAACCAGCCCCGAGCUCCAGGGAUGGGUCCCUUUGGGGGCCAUGGCCAGAGAAUGCCCCAGCAGGGCUAUCCAGGGCCCAGGCCCCAAUCCAUGCCCAUGCCAGGCACCAAGAGACCUUAUCCUGGAGAGCCUAACUAUGGGGGUCAGCAGUUUGGACCAAAUGGACAGUUUCCCAACCAGCAAGGACAGUAUCCUAACCCAAAUGCAUCCAGAGCCCUGCCCUCACCCAACUACCCGGCACAAAGGAUGCCAGGCCAGCAGGGCUCCGGCCAGUAUCCCCCUUCAGGGGUGCCCAUGGGCCAGUACUACAAGCAGGAGCCAUUUAAUGGUCAAAACAGCAAUUUCUCUGCAGGUGGUUAUGCCUACAAUCAAGGCAAUGGGCCUCCGCGGCAGGUUGUGAACUAUCCUCACUCGCCAGUUCCUGGGAACCCCACACCACCCAUGACUCCAGGAAGUAGUAUCCCUCCAUACCUAUCUCCCAACCAAGACGUCAAGCCGCCAUUUCCUCCUGAUAUGAAACCAAACAUGACGUCCCUACCUCCACCACCCGCUAACCCCAACGAGGAACUGCGGUUGACCUUUCCCGUGCGGGACGGCGUGGUGCUGGAGCCUUUCCGCCUGGAACACAACCUGGCUGUCAGUAACCAUGUCUUCCAUCUGCGGCCCUCCGUCCACCAGACCCUCAUGUGGCGGUCAGACCUGGAGCUUCAGUUUAAGUGCUACCACCACGAGGACCGGCAGAUGAACACCAACUGGCCGGCGUCGGUGCAGGUCAGCGUCAAUGCCACUCCGCUCACCAUCGAGAGGGGUGAUAACAAGACCUCCCACAAACCCCUGCACCUGAAGCAUGUGUGUCAGCCGGGGAGGAACACCAUCCAGAUCACAGUCACAGCCUGCUGCUGUUCACACUUGUUCGUGCUGCAGCUGGUGCACAGGCCGUCGGUGAGGUCUGUUCUGCAGGGCCUGCUCAAGAAGAGACUCCUACCCGCAGAACACUGCAUCACCAAAAUAAAGCGAAACUUCAGCAGUGUGGCAGCAUCUUCUGGGAAUGCCCCACUGAACGGGGAGGAUGGCGUGGAGCAGACGGCCAUCAAAGUGUCCCUCAAGUGUCCCAUCACAUUCCGGCGGAUCCAGCUUCCUGCCCGAGGUCAUGACUGCAAACACGUACAGUGUUUUGACCUGGAGUCCUAUUUGCAGCUGAACUGUGAGAGAGGAACGUGGCGAUGUCCUGUAUGCAAUAAAACCGCAUUAUUGGAGGGUCUGGAAGUGGACCAGUACAUGUGGGGAAUUCUCAAUGCCAUCCAAAAUUCAGAGUUCGAAGAGGUCACCAUUGACCCCACGUGUAGCUGGCGGCCGGUGCCCAUAAAGUCAGAUCUGCUCAUAAAGGAGGACCCGGAUGGUCCUCUGGCCAAGCGCUUUAAGACAAUGAGUCCCAGUCAGAUGAUCAUGCCCAACGUGAUGGACAUGAUCGCGCAGCUCGGACCAGGUCCCUCGCCCUACACCUCCAUCCCUCCCCAGCAUGCAGGGAACAGCGGCGAGUACGGAGGCCAAGGUAGAGGCAACAGUUACCAGGGCCAUGGAAACUUUGACUUUCCCCAUGGUAACACUGGUGGAGGAGCUCCCAUGAAUGACUUCAUGCACGGGCCGCAGCUCUCCCACCCACCGGACGUGCCCAACAGCCUUAUGGGGCCAGACAAAGCCCUCGGCCAUGGCAUGCCCGAUUCGAUGCCCCAUCCAGUGAGUGCUGAGCAGUCCCAUGCUUCCAUGCAACAAGGCAUGCACGCAUCCCCCCACCCCAACAGCCAAUCAGCACAGCCAUUACAUCACAGUGGCCCCCCAUCCUCCCAGCCCCCACGCCAAGCCCCGCCCACACAGCAGCAACCUGGCCCCAACAGCCACCCACACAGCGACAUGACCUUCAACCCUGCUGGCGAGGGCCAGGUGGGCAGCCAGGGACCGGCAGACAUGCCCGAGCCCUCUCUGGACCUGCUACCAGAGCUGGCAAACCCAGAUGAGUUACUGUCAUAUUUAGACCCUCCUGACCUCCCGAGCAACAGCAAUGAUGAUCUGCUCUCGCUGUUUGAGAACAACUGACUGUCCUAAUCCACCUUUACCAGAGGCACUGAUGUGUUUGGCCGUUAGGAGUCAAGAUGUACCCUGAGCACCAAUUCAGUGCUUUUCAAGCACGCAACACUGUUUCUCCUGCCUCUUUUCUUGUGUAAAUAUCUCACUCUUUUAUGAACAUCCUUUUCCACCCAUGUAAGGUAGCCAUGUUGGUUGGCACUACAGUGAUACCUUUCGAUACUAAUAUGAAAAACUGUGCAGCUAUAAUC